AUGAUUACCUGCCAACUCCGUUAUAUCGUCAACCAACGAUCAACAAUCUUAGGGAACUUGCAAUUAUAUAAACAUGUUCACCAAUUGCUCGACGAAAUUCCUUGCUCAAAGCCAGCCCUCAUUUGCCCUGUGAACCAGUCUCUAUCCACUUGUCUACGGGCUAAUCUCCCUUUUGAUGCCUUUAAAAAGUUCAAAGAACUCCUUAAAUCUGGCCAAUUUAAUGUCAUCGAAGAAGUUACUCUGGCUCUUGCUCUUAAGGGGUCUUGUGGUAAUUCAAAACAAGGGACGCAGGUUCACAAAUUUGCUAUCACCUCCGGGCUCAUGUCCUUUAUUACGGUUCCAAAUUCAUUGAUGAACAUGUACUCUAAAUCUGGGCAGUUUGAUAAGGCUUUGUGCAUCUUUGAGGGCUUAAAUGAUCCCAAUAUGGUUUCAUGGAAUACUCUGCUUUCGGGUUUUCAAAGAAGUGAAGAAGCGUUUAAUUUUGUUCUGAGGAUGAAUCUUAAUGGGGUUCUUUUCGAUGCAGUAACUUGUACCACAGCGCUUUCUUUCUGUUUCGACCUCGAUGGUUUUCUUUUCGGGUUGCAGUUGCAUGCUCUUGUAAUGAAGUCUGCAUUUGAUUGUGACGUCAAUGUGGCAAAUGCCCUUAUAGCUAUGUAUUCUAGGUGGAAACGUUUAGAUGAAGCCCAAAGAAUGUUUGAUGAAAUGCCGAACAGAGAUUUGGUUUCAUGGACUGCGAUCCUCUCGGGGUACAGCCAGGAUGAGAGUUCUGGGUUAGAAGCGAUUUGGACAUUCAUUGAAAUGGUAAAACAAAGAAUGUACCUUGAUUAUGUGCCAUUUACUGUGGCAGUUUCAGUCUGUGCUCGUCAGAGGAGCUUAGAGGUUGGAAGACAAACUCAUGGUCUAUGUAUAAAAGAAGGGUAUGGUACGCAUGUUUCUGUUUGUAAUGUUUUAAUGUCAAUGUAUGCAAAUUGUGAGGUAGUUGAAGAUGCAAAAUCGCUAUUCAGAAGAAUGAAUGAGUGUAACGUGAUCUCAUGGACUACAAUGAUUUCUAUUGACGACGAGUAUGCUAUACACCACUUCAAUGAAAUGCGAUCAAAUCAUGUUUCUCCAAAUGAGGUUACAUUUGUUGGAUUGAUCCGUGGAAUUACUGUUAGGAAAUUAGUGAAAGAAGGCCAAAUGGUUCAUGCGUGUUGUGUAAAGAGUAAUUUUUUGUCAGAAUCAAAAGUUUGCAGCAGCCUUAUCACCAUGUAUGCUAACUUUGAGCUGAUACAAGACUCGAUUAAGGUUUUUGAGAAACUUGAAUCCAAAGGUAUUGACUUGUGGAAUGCUUUAAUUUCUGGCUAUUCUCAAAAUGGAAUGUUCACGGAAGCUUUGAGGACAUAUUUAUCAGCAAUUAAAGAAUGUAAGCCAGACCAGUACACAUUUGGUAGUGUCUUGAAUGCAAUUGGUUCUUGUGGACAUAUAUCUCUAAAACAUGGUCAACGGUGCCACUUACAUUUGAUAAAGGCUGGAUUUGAUACCAAUCCUAUAGUGUCCAAUGCUCUUCUGGAUAUGUAUGCAAAGCGUGGGAGCAUUUCUGAGGCUCGGAAAGUUUUCAAAGGGAUUCCUCAAAAAAUCCAAUCUACUUGGACAUCAAUUAUAUCUGCCCAUGCCAGGCAUGGAGACUACAAUUCAGUGAUAGCUUCAUUCCAAGAGAUGAAAAACCAAGGAGUGAAACCUGACUCAAUCACCUUUCUUUCCACACUAACAGCCUGUGGCCGAAAUGGAACAAUUGAUAUGGGUCAACUACUGUUUAAAUCAAUGCUGAGAGAAUAUAAGAUUAAACCUUCUUCUAAGCAUUAUUCUUGUGUGGUGGAUAUGCUGGCUCGUGCAGAUAGAUUGGAAGAGGCAGAGAGGCUGAUGGAUUGCAGUCCAGAAGGGCCAGAAUUGUCUAUGCUGCAAAGCUUGCUGUGGGCUUGUAGGAUACAUGGAGAUGUAGAUAUGGGUGAGAAAAUAGCUGAUAUUUUGAUGGAAAUGGAGCCCAACGAGUCAGGUUCGUAUGUGUUGAUGUCAAACUUGUAUGCUGAGAAGGGGAAGUGGGAGAUGGUAGCAGAAGUAAGGAAAAUGAUGAGACAGAGAGGAGUGAGAAAGGAAGUGGGAUUUAGUUGGGUGGAUACUGGUGACAUCAACAGUUCAUUGUAUUUGCAUGGAUUCUCAUCAGGAGACAGAUCCCACAAACAGUCUGAAGAGAUCUGCAAAAUGGCUGAAUGUCUAGGUUUACAUAUGAAACUUUUGUGAUAGACAGGCGAAAAUUAAAGAAAACAGAAUCAAACAAUUUGAAGCAACACAGAUCCAAAUACAAUUCAAUAAAAUUAUAAAAGCCUCCAUUGAAAUUCCUUCAAUUUUACAUCAUUUGCUCAGAAAGCAAAUCCCAUAAUUUUCAGACAUUAACCAACUUGAAAGGAAACAGCCUAAGCUCUCUCUCCUCUAAUCCUCCUAGCAAGCUGGAUAUCUUUAGGCAUGAUUGUAACUCUCUUAGCGUGAAUAGCACAGAGAUUCGUAUCCUCAAAAAGCCCGACGAGAUAAGCCUCAGCAGCUUCUUGAAGUGCCGCGACAGCGCUGCUUUGGAACCUCAAAUCAGUCUUGAAAUCCUGAGCGAUUUCCCUAACCAGCCU
Hibiscus syriacus is the source of this 2654-nucleotide messenger RNA. RefSeq names its product pentatricopeptide repeat-containing protein At4g32430, mitochondrial-like. Gene Ontology annotation, molecular function: protein binding; RNA binding. Gene Ontology annotation, biological process: RNA modification. The record is from RefSeq and is a predicted model, not a curated record. Bases 1 to 2277 code for a protein of 758 amino acids. Lineage: Eukaryota; Viridiplantae; Streptophyta; Magnoliopsida; Malvales; Malvaceae. The transcript has a single exon.